Dalotia coriaria is the source of this 1850-nucleotide messenger RNA. It is a transcript of the gene lost, whose product is annotated as methenyltetrahydrofolate synthase domain-containing protein lost. The transcript is spliced from 5 exons. Lineage: Eukaryota; Metazoa; Arthropoda; Insecta; Coleoptera; Staphylinidae. Gene Ontology annotation, cellular component: cytoplasm. The record is from RefSeq and is a predicted model, not a curated record. The coding region runs from base 230 to 1618 and encodes 462 amino acids.
GUGGGCUAAAGUGGGCUCUGUAACAGGCAAUGCCAAGGUCGUGGUAGGUUCUGACCGAUCAAAAACAAAAAAACGCACGAAACGCACAACAUCAUGGCAACUCACUGUUGAAACAAGCAAACUGCGACAAAAAUAAAUUUGUGAUCGCUGGAAGUCGUCAUAUUUCCAUCAGAAAUCUGUGAUUUUUAUUUCGCAUCACGUAUAUAAUAUUCGUUCUAUACAAUACAAAAUGUCAGCAGAUAAAGAGAACAUCUCCGUCGAGAUUGAUUCCUCCAAGGCAGCGUAUCGUAGGCAUGUAUGGCAGUUAUUAGAACACAAGCAUCUGGCUAACUUCCCCAGACCUAUCUAUGGUCGUAUUCCAAACUUCAAAGGCAGCGAUGAGGCAGCUGCCAAACUUGCACAGCUCGAAGAGUUUAAGCAUGCCAAAUACAUUGAAGUGAAUCCAGACAAGGCACAAGAAAAUGCGCGUGUUGUAGUGCUUGAAAACCACAAGCAACUGUAUGUGCCAGUGCCUAGACUCAAGAAAGGUCUAUUGAAAUUGAUAAAUGUUGAUGAGAAUGCCAGCAAGGGAGAUAUACGCGCCGCAAUUAGCCGACGCGGUAUUGAACACGACGGGAAAACAAUAUCUCUAGGUGAUCCAGUUGAAAUUGAUAUGUUUAUCAUGGGCAGUGUGGCUGUGUCAGUGGAUGGCCAUCGCAUUGGAAAAGGCAAAGGCUAUGCUGAUCUGGAGUUUGCUAUGUUGCUCGAGAUGAAGGCAAUUACAGAAAAGACUGUUGUAGUUACAAUUGUACAUGACCUACAGGUAUUUGAUUCAUUGCCAAAGGACAUGUUCAAGCCUUAUGAUGUACCUGUCGAUUAUAUACUCACUCCAAGCAAAAUUAUUAAAGUACAAAAGCGUCUUCCGCGACCAGAGGGUAUUAUUUGGAGUAUUCUGUCGAAUCGGCGAGUUAACCUAAUGCCGGUGCUUCAGGAAUUGCGCACAGCUGAUGAAACUAAAGGGCGAGAUGUCACCCUGAAGGCUGAAGAUACUGACGUUGAAUCGUACGAGCCAAAGCGAUAUCUUGCUUACAGGCGUUUCCAGCGCAGACGGCCACGUUCAGAAGGACGUACGUCUGACUCGCAGGCUGAAGAUAAAGACGAGAAGGAUGAUAAGGAGCGUGCGCCACGACAACGCUUCUCAAAACGACGACCGAGGUUUAAUUCACGUAAAAACGACAAGGAAUCUGGGGCGGAAACAAACGAUGCAGACAAGGAAGCAAAAACAAACCGUGCUCGUCGACAAUUUCGUCGUAAUAAGUCACAGAUUGACUUUUCCUUGAUGGUGAGUAACAUUGAAAAGAAUGUACGCGUUCGUGAUCUGAAGAAUGCACUCACCGAGCGCGGAAUUAAGCCGAAUGAGAUCACCUGGCGUGGGUACAAAGGUUUCUGUUAUCUGCAUUAUGCUAAACCGCGCGUCACUACCGAGAAUGAUGAUCCUGCUGUGUCGCCGGUGGUUGUCGACAGCGUGAUUGAGAUUCUGCAGAAUUUGAGAAUUAUGCCAGAGUCUGACAACAGCCUGAGUGUUAAGGUGAUGGAGCCGAUUUCGCGCAUUGAAACUACAGAUGUCACUGCUGUUUAACACUUAAGGCACUUAACAUUUCUUGUUUGAUAUGCCGAUGACAAGUUUUACGUACAAACAUUUAGCGUUAAGUUCAUUUUCACUUGUAUUGAAACGAUGGUCGUACAUUCCAUAAAAAUAAGUUUACAAUGCGCAUGCGUGUGCUUCAGAAUUGUUUUUGCUUUUAUAAUUAUUUAUAAAGAGUUUUUCUUUGUUAUUGGAUGUGAUUAACAAUAAAUUUAUUUUUUCAAAA